Messenger RNA from Dinoponera quadriceps, 750 nucleotides. RefSeq names its product helicase SRCAP-like. The transcript has 3 exons. The record is from RefSeq and is a predicted model, not a curated record. Bases 1 to 750 code for a protein of 249 amino acids. Lineage: Eukaryota; Metazoa; Arthropoda; Insecta; Hymenoptera; Formicidae.
AUGGUCUUCCUGCAGCAAGUUGUACAUAGCAUCAACGUUCUCUGGAAUGACCGUCGUGGUACGAUGACGGCCUUCACACGAUUCGCCACUGAUCUUUACUUGACCACGCUUAAAAUUUCUGUCCCGAUCAUAAACAGUUUUUUAGGAACAUUUUUAUUCACACUGGCGGCGGCGGUCACGGCAUGGCCCUCGUUCGAAGGUCACGGUCUGCAUGAUGAACCGAAGCUCAUCUCGCAAUCGGUGCAUCUGCACGAGGUGCCGACCAAGAUCAUCAAGGUCACCAAGACGGUAGCUAUCAAGGUUCCCGUACCGUAUCCCGUUAAGGUGCCCCAUCACAUUCCGUUUCCGGUGCCGGUGAAACAUCCCGUGGCGGUUCCGGUGCCGCAGAUAGUGAAAGUGCCGCAGCACGUGCCCGUGCCGGUGGAGAAGCCGGUGCCGGUGGAGCUGCACCAGCAGGUACCGCUGGUGGUGUCCAAGCCGGUGCCGAUACCGCAUCCAAUCCCGGUGCCGCAUCCGAUCACGCUCACCAAGCCGGUCUUCAUUCCGGUGCCGAAGACGAUCCCGAUCCCGCAAUCAGCCCACGACAACGUCGGAGGCGGCGGCGUCAGCGGGGACGACGAACACGUCGGCCACGAGACUAACUACGGUAGCUACACCGUGAACGUUCCGGGUCAUGGAGCGGUGUACGAUCAGCGGGGCGACGAUCAGGCGCAUUUUCAACCCUCCCAGCCCGACUACUCGGGUCAUUAA